Vigna angularis (adzuki bean) is the source of this 1090-nucleotide messenger RNA. RefSeq names its product NAC domain-containing protein 2. The transcript has 3 exons. Gene Ontology annotation, molecular function: DNA binding. The record is from RefSeq and is a predicted model, not a curated record. Gene Ontology annotation, biological process: regulation of DNA-templated transcription. Bases 1 to 849 code for a protein of 282 amino acids. Lineage: Eukaryota; Viridiplantae; Streptophyta; Magnoliopsida; Fabales; Fabaceae.
AUGGAGGGCAGAACAAGCUCUGUGCUCCCACCUGGCUUCAGGUUUCACCCCACUGAUGAGGAACUAAUCGUGUACUACCUUUCUAACCAAGCCACAUCAAAACCAUGCCCUGCAUCAAUAAUUCCAGAAGUUGAUAUCUAUAAGUUUGAUCCGUGGGAAUUACCUGAGAAAACAGACUUUGGAGAGAAUGAAUGGUACUUCUUUACCCCAAGGGAGAGGAAGUACCCAAAUGGGGUGAGGCCUAAUAGAGCAACUGUGUCUGGGUACUGGAAGGCCACUGGUACUGAUAAAGCAAUCUACAGUGGCUCUAAGCAUAUUGGGGUCAAGAAAGCUUUGGUCUUUUACAGGGGUAAGCCACCAAAGGGUAUCAAGACAGAUUGGAUCAUGCAUGAGUACAGAUUAAUAGGAUCAAGAAGACAAACCAAUAGACAAAUUGGAUCCAUGAGGCUAGAUGACUGGGUCUUGUGUAGGAUCUACAAGAAGAAGAACAUGGGAAAAUCAUUGGAGGCAAAAGAGGACUACCCAAUAGCACAAAUCAAUCUCAUACCACCAAAUAAUGAGACUCAACAAGAAGUGAUGAAAUUUCCAAGGACUAGUUCCCUUACUCAUCUUUUGGAUAUGGAUUACUUAGGUCCAAUAUCACACAUACUAUCUGAUGCAUCAUACACUUCAACCUUUGAUUUUCAACUUAACACUGCCAAUGGUGGAAUAGACCCCUUCAUAAAGCCACAGCCACUUGAAAUUCCUAAUAGCCUUUAUGCAGCAGAUUCAGGGAAGUACCAAGUGAAACAGAACUGCACCAUCAACCCCACCAUAUUUGUAAACCAUGUCUAUGAUCAGAGAGGAUAAUACCAAAAAUGAAAAAAAAAAUAUGAAAUUGGAUUAUUUGGAACAUGACGAUAAGCGUCAUCAAUUACAUAAUCCUGAAGAUUCUUUGUAGAAAUACAUAUAUAUCACAUCACCCAAUGAAUUUUCAGUGAUAUCCAAUCAGAUCAUAGCACCCACAGAAAAUGUAAAUAUAUAUAUAUAUAUAUACACUCUUUGUAUGAAAUACCAUUAACAUUUCUUUCAACACUUUUUAUAUUAUCAA